Molecule: messenger RNA, 4854 nt
Organism: Hemicordylus capensis (graceful crag lizard)
Lineage: Eukaryota; Metazoa; Chordata; Lepidosauria; Squamata; Cordylidae
Gene: GPRC5C
Product: G protein-coupled receptor class C group 5 member C
Exons: 6
Coding region: 578-1885 (435 amino acids)
Biological process (GO): G protein-coupled receptor signaling pathway
Cellular component (GO): intracellular membrane-bounded organelle; plasma membrane; extracellular exosome
Molecular function (GO): G protein-coupled receptor activity; protein kinase activator activity
Source: RefSeq, a predicted model, not a curated record
AUAGAGGGAGAGGAGGGGGCGGCGGAGAUUUAUUAGCCUGCAAUCUGGUUGCACACAGGACCGAGGCGAGGAGGGCCUGAUAAGAGCCUUGAAUGGGGGUGAUGUCACAGUGAUGUCAGGCUCGUAGCUUCCAAGAGCAGAAAGCGAGCGAGCGAGUGUCGGUCAAGGAAAGAAAGAGCCUUCUCCCUUCCUCCUGCUCUCUCCCCCCGCCCUUCAGUUUCUCCCCUGGUCUCCGGCGCGGCGGCACGCCCCCUGCGCCUGCUAGCUACCACCUCCCCGCGCCUCAACUUUCGGAUCUGGAUUGUGGAAGGCUCCAGGUAGCGGCCGGACCGUAACUACCUCCGAGUCCCGGGCACCCUGCGUGGCACCGCUUGGCUUUGUCCUGGAGGGAGAGCUUUCUACCUAAGGCAGACAGGGAUCUUCCUGCUCUCUCCAAUCUCCCUGGCUGUGGCCUCCUAUUCCCCCAGCAGUUUCUCGGCCAGCUGCUUCCUCAGGACACUCUUGGGACAGAACAACCUAAAGACAAGUUGUUAUAUUGUUCCUCCAAGUGCCAAAGAAUACUUGCCAUCUUUCCAAAAUGGGGGCUGCACCCAGGACACUAUGGCCAGGCCUUUGGCUCCUCUCCCUUCCUAUCAAAUUGUGCUUGGCUCAAGGGACUUCGCCACCACCACCACCACCACCAGGAUGUGGCAAGGACUUGCAACCCAUCUACUACAACCUCUGUGACCUGUCAGCAACCUGGGGCAUUGUGUUGGAGGCAGUGGCCGGUUUUGGAGUUGUGACCAGCUUUGUCCUCACUGUCAUCUUAGUGGCCAGUGUGCCUUUCAUUCAGGACCACAGGAAGAAGAGCUUAAUAGGGACCCAAGCUUUCCUUUUGUUUGGCACCUUUGGGCUUUUCUGUUUGACCUUUGCCUUCAUUGUCAAGAAGGAUUUUUCAACCUGUGCCUCACGUCGCUUCCUUUUCGGGGUCUGCUUUGCCAUAUGCUUCUCUUGCUUGGCAGCCCAUACCCUCUGUCUCAAUUUCCUUGCCCAACGGAAUCACGGUCCCCGAGGCUGGAUCACCUUUGUUGUGGCUUUGCUCCUGGUCUUGGUUGAGGUGAUUAUCAAUGCCGAGUGGCUCAUUAUCACUCUGGUGAGGAAUGACAGCGCAUCCAAGGACCCCUGCAAAGUGGACAACCCUGACUUUGUCAUGGCCCUCAUCUAUGUGAUGUUCUUGCAAGCAGCUACCUUUGUUGCAGCGUGGCCAGUCCUGUGUGGACGCUACAAGCACUGGAGGAAACAUGCCAUCUUCAUCCUCCUCACCACCUCACUUUCCAUCGCCAUCUGGGUUGUGUGGAUUGUUAUGUAUGUUUACGGCAACCAGCAGGAAGGGGCUCAAGCUUGGGAUGAUGCCACGCUAGCUAUAGCUCUCGUCUCCAAUGCCAGCCUCUUUGUUUUCUUUUAUGUGAUCCCUGAAAUUUCUCAGAUGAUCAAGCCAGGACCAGAACAAACCUAUGAAGAUGAUGUCUACCCCACCAGGGGGGUGGGAUAUGAAACAAUCCUUAAAGAACAGAAAUCCCAGAGCAUGUUUGUAGAGAACAAGGCUUUCUCCAUGGAUGAACCCUCUUCAGCCAAAAAGCCUGUGUCGCCAUACAGUGGAUAUAACGGGCAGCUGUUGACGAGCGUGUAUCAGCCCACAGAGAUGGCUCUCAUGCACAAAGGGCCUUCUGAGGGCCCCUAUGACGUCAUCCUCCCUCGUGCCACAGCCAACAGCCAAGUAAUGGGCAGUGCCAAUUCCACACUGCGUGCUGAGGAUGCCUACAUCUCGCAGAACAAGCAGGCUGUGGCACAGAAAGAUGGAAAGAGUGAACAGGCUUCAUCUCCAUAUAGCAAGAGCAGAUGGUAGAAGGCUACAUCUUGGUUUCGGCAGGCCCCACCCCUUGAGGAUGCCUUGCAAAGCCUGCCUUCGCGAAGGAGCAUCAAACGGGGCUUGACCUCAGGUAGCCUUUAAGAUUUCAUCCUGGGAGUUGAGACAGUAGUUUCUUUUUGUUAUGCAUCUCCCAAGUGCUCUGUGUGGACCCUAUUAUAGAAAAUCUGGGUCACUGUGCUGGGAUGGACCUGUUCUUGUUUUUGUUUUAAUUCUGGACAGUGGAAUCUCUAUUCUCCUUGGAGCCUUCAAUCAGGUUUUUCUUAGUGCCACCUCUGCAGUACAACUAGCCAGCACUUUGGGAACCUCUUUGUUACCCCAAACCUUUGAUGGACCAUGUUGACUCUUGUAAGCAUCUGGUCUUCUCCAGCAACCCCUCCUGUUUAUGUUGUACAAAUGGACCUUUGCUGGUACUGAGAAGCUCUCGUCCAGGCUGCACUUUCACCUGGACUUCAUGGAUUAUUGGGCGUUCCUGCUUUCUAGCUUGUCACCUGAUCCCGCAAGGGACUCGGUUGAGUGCCAUUCUAACUCCUCUAUCAAAGUCCCCAUUGAUGACAGUGUCUCUCAGCAAAAGGACUGGCAUAUGUACAGAAGGACUCCUGGACUCUGCACCUGAGCUGUGGUAGGCUCUCUCAUCUCUCUCCUGCCUUUGGACCAAGUUCUGGAGUGUGACAAUCCUUUGCUGAUCCCAGAAUCUUUCUUGACACCUCACCUGCUGCACCACCCUCCCCACUCAAAAAAAAAAAGUUAAGGCAGCACAAAGACUUCAGUGUUUUGCUCUGAAUGUUGGCGGCGGCAGCAGCGGGGGUCUACUUUAUUGUAUGGGCAACAUCCUAAAAGUCUAAGUGAUGUAAACCCUUUGUUUUCGACGUAUUGGUGCCAUCCACGGAACAUACAAGAAGUGCCAGCUGAUGACAGGGAGCAACUAUGGAUUGUGUAGAGGUGUUCCUUAAAGAGUCAAAUGGUACAUCCUUGUUUCCAUGCAGUAUGGGAAUUGUUGGAGUCUCACACUGUUCGUUAUGUGGUCUAUAGCACUUUCUUGUUAGUAGAUCAGGGAAGUAAAAAUUAUGCAGCUGAGUUUUCUGCAUUUGGGGAAACCGCAGGGGUAAGCACACCUGGCACGCAAUGGUUGAGCCUCACCCUGGGAGAACCACCUUCACGAUCAUGGUAUUUCCCCUGCCAGCAGGCAACUUGGCCCCCAAAGCUCAGUGGGCAACGAGGCACCCAAAGAAAAGCAAAAGACUUAAUAUAGUUAAGAAACUCUGCUUACUAACAUACAACAUGUGGUAUUUUGGGCACCCAGUGCUUAUCUGCCAACAUGUCCCUAUUUCCCCAUUCACCUGAAUCGGAAAAUAGGGACAUGUUGGCAGGUAUAUCAGUGAUUAAUAGGCCAUUGACCUAUUCCAUAGUCAGUUGAGCCUCAAUCCCAUAAUCUUCUGAGCUGCCAUUUGUACAGAUGGUCUUUUGCAUAAUGCGCAGAAUGCAUCUGCUUUCAAGGAGUAGCCAUGUUGAUUCAAACCUAACAAACCUAUUGUGUUUUAAGCUUUUGUGGGCCAGGAUCUACUGUGUCAGAUGAAUGAAGUGUUAUCCUUAAUUGGCAGGUGUGUAUUCAGGCAGUUCCUGACAGAAAGGGAGGGGGGUGUAAUUACAAAGUGAGGCUAGAGAUAGGUUUGUCAUAUUACUAUGCAGAAAGUAGCCACACCUCAACAAAAAACAAUUGAAAGGGAGAUUCCAGCAUAAAGCUGUAGGCAUCUACUUGUUUUUAGAUUUGACAUCCUCAGUCUUGAUCUGCAGAAACUGGAAGUGGCUAGCUCAUGACAAAAGGUAAUUGUCUCACUUACAUCUAGGUGUAAUUUGCACUGGUUGGGAAUGGGUCACACCCAUAUCUGAUGAGAUUUUUUUUACUCUUUUGACUGUAUCUCAUUGAUCUUUGUGUCUGUGUGGUAAUUCUACAUACCUAUUUCUUACAUUGCUGGAUCUGGGCACACAUUGUAGCCCUGUUUCUGUUUGUAUAUCUGUAUUACAUCUAUCUUUGCCGGUAGAGGAUAAUACUUCAUGUAUCUGAUAAAGUGGGCUGUAGUCCAUGGAAGCGUCUGCCACAAUCUGUUUGACUUUAGGGUGCAACAAGACUCUUUGCUGUUUUAAUCCUUGAGGUGUCACACUUUCCCUGCACACAUCCAUGUGCAAGUUGUUGGGCUAUAACCUGAAUAUAGUCUUUAUGCUCCCGACUUCUUGAUAUGCCACAAUUUCUCCUCUCAUAAGAAAGAGGUACUGUUUCUUCAUAGAGAUGGGAAAUGGAUUUUGCUCUAUUGGGGGUGCAGUUGAAGAAAGGUUUGGAGAAAUGAAAAGGGGAAGGAUUGCACAGUUCUAGCAAUACCUUUUCAUUUGUACUCUUCUGGCCUCUGAGAUUGGUGUACUCAGUGCCUUUUGUAGAUGGGCCUACUUUUAUUUUAAGCUCCUAUGAGGCAGGUGUUUUAUAUGAUGGGAGGGAAGGACCAUGUCUUGCCUCUAGGGUCUGCCCCAUCUCUUUGUGAUCAGAAAUAUGAAGAGCCAAUUUACACUCACCCAAACCAUGGCUAGUCAUGAAGAGGCUUGCACUGACUCAUGAUUUCUGUCCAUCCUUUUUGAGAGUGAAGUUCUGUGCCUGGCUGGUUGUGUGUGCAUGUAGCAUUUUGGUGAGAAGUUCUCUGUAUAGAUAAUGAAGUGUGAUGUGUUGAUUUUUUAAGACAUGCUGGCUGUGAAUGAAUUUCAGGAAGUGAUAAAGAGGAGAGUGUGUGUGUGUGUGUGUGUGUGAGAGAGAGAGAGAGAGAGAGAGUGUGAGAGAGAGAGAGACUGUUGUGUUUAAUCCAAGUGUUAUUUAAGUGGGGGUGGAGGAAGGAAGUGUGUCCUUUUAGGGCUGGCUUUUUAGCCCAGAGUUAUCUAGCAAAUAAAUAACCUUUUUUCCUAAA